Vidua chalybeata is the source of this 678-nucleotide messenger RNA. It is a transcript of the gene MTFP1, whose product is annotated as mitochondrial fission process 1. NCBI's taxonomy places the organism in Eukaryota, Metazoa, Chordata, Aves, Passeriformes, Viduidae. Gene Ontology annotation, biological process: mitochondrial fission. Gene Ontology annotation, cellular component: mitochondrion. The transcript has 4 exons. Bases 142 to 621 code for a protein of 159 amino acids. The record is from RefSeq and is a predicted model, not a curated record.
CCCCGUGGCCGCCGGUGACGCAAGGCCGCGGGGUCACAUGCGCGGCCCCGAGGGGCGGGGUCAUGCAAAUAAGGCUUGAAUGGGCGUGGCUAUGACGCGGCAUCGGGGGCGGGGCAUGCAGCGGGAGCGGUGGCGCGCGCCAUGGGGCCGGAGGAGCCCGACCUGUACCGGGACACGUGGGUCCGAUACCUGGGUUAUGCCAACGAGGUGGGCGAGUCCUUCCGCCCACUGGUGCCAGUGCCGGUGGUGUGGGCCAGUUACGGCGUGGCCACUGCCUACGUGACCGCCGACGCCAUCGACAAGGGUCGGAAAGCCGCCACCGCCCACGCGCAGGACCCCACACGCGUGGGGAUGGCCGUGGUGGACACCUUUGUGUGGCAGAGCCUGGCCUCGGUGGCCAUCCCCGGCUUCACCAUCAACCGGCUCUGCGCCGCCUCGCUGGCCCUGCUGGGCUCCCUGACCCGCUGGCCCCUGCCCGUGCGCCGCUGGACCACCACUGCCCUGGGGCUGGCUGCCAUCCCCCUCAUCAUCACCCCCAUCGACAGGACUGUGGAUUUCCUGAUGGAUUCCAGCCUCCGCAAGCUUUACAGGACACCAGGAGAACCCCCCACGUCCCACUGAGCACCACCCUGCACACUCUGGGGAAACUGAGGCAUGCUGCUGUGACCCACCUACUGU